GCCAGAGGACGCGCAUGCGGUUGCUCAAACGCGCCCUGCUGACGAGUGGCCACCGCGUUCGCGAGUUUACUUCGUAGCAGAUGGUUUUGAGGAUGACGAGGGGUCGGAGGAAGAAAGCCGUUCAUCGAAAGGUGGCCAGUCAGCGUCCCAACGACAAACGACGGACACUAGUGGAGCAUCAAGAAUUGUGACGAGCUCUGGGGAUGCUCUACUGGAGAAUUCAGAUCAAGACCCAGAAGCAGAACUUCUAGAGCGUCGUGCGCGGCAGAUGAGUGCGCUUUCGCGCCAGAGGAUACCGCGUCUCAAAUCGCAUGACCCCCUGUCGUUUUCCCCAGGACAAGACGAAGCAGCGCUUUCUCCAAUGGCGCCACCCGCCAGACCCGUCAAACCCGCCAAGGAAGCGCGUGGUCUUCAAGCCACCAGCGCGUCCAGUGCGGCUACAACGGCGAGUAAGUUGUCCUCGGGAACCCUGCAGCUUGCCGGGCUACCCAAGGACGGCAAAAUGUAUGCGCUAAAAUUUGUGGCGCGUGCAAUGAAAAAGUCGGAAGUGCAGUCCAACUUCUACCUGGAUCGCGACGUGGUUAACGCCCUCGCGGGUCCGGUGGAUGUCAUCUACCCUACGGCUGCCUUCGAGGAUGCUAAACUAGAGGUCGACCAAUUUCCUCAAGAAGUGGUGUCUGUAGUACCUCCAGUUUUGUUGCAGUCGCGCACGGAGUUCAAGCCAUGCACUCAGCAGGUGCCUGGACUCGCCGCAAACUUGCUUUUAUGAGACAGCUUUUGUAGGUUAAGUAUAAUGCUAUUGAAAGAAAGGCUACCUAAAAGUCGCAAUCUGGUGCAGAGUCUAAAGAUUAUAUAUGAGGCCUUUUCGUUACUAUUUGCAACAUCACUCCUUAGCCUUACACGCCUCAGAAGUCUUCUUUCAUAUUGCGGAUACUUCGAGUCGCAG
Molecule: messenger RNA, 946 nt
Organism: Amoebophrya sp. A25
Lineage: Eukaryota; Dinophyceae; Syndiniales; Amoebophryaceae
Source: the annotation of a GenBank genome assembly